Messenger RNA from Malania oleifera, 1167 nucleotides. RefSeq names its product fatty acid desaturase 4, chloroplastic. The transcript has a single exon. Lineage: Eukaryota; Viridiplantae; Streptophyta; Magnoliopsida; Santalales; Ximeniaceae. The record is from RefSeq and is a predicted model, not a curated record. Bases 48 to 1004 code for a protein of 318 amino acids.
GCCACAAGUCCUCUUUGUUUCACUUUAGGCACCACUCUUAGUUCCCAAUGUUCAUCUUGCCCCAACGCAAGUACCCACUCCUCAAUUCCUCCUCCUCACACCAUCUCCCAACACCACCAUCCCACCACCCUAAUCUCCUUUCCAGACGUACCCAAUGUCAUGCCAUUGCCCCCGCUACCGCCACUAGCACCGCCAAACCUAGACAGUGCAGCCUCAAUCGGCUCGACAUCGAUCCAAAGCUCCCAUCGCCACCCACUCCAGUGAAAACCACUAAACGUGCCCCCAUGCCUGAUGACCGAAGCUUGCAAUCGACUUGGUCUCAUCGGGCAUGGGUUGCUAGUGGGUGUGUUGCAGUGCUCAUUCCCCUAGCAAAGUCCGUGAUGGUUGCAACGGAUGCACACUUGUUGCUCGAGCCUAUUUUGGCGGGCUUGGUUGGUUAUGGGCUGGCAGACUUGGGCUCGGGGGUCUAUCAUUGGGCCAUUGACAACUAUGGGGAUGCUUCGACCCCGGUCUUCGGGGACCAAAUAGAAGCCUUCCAGGGCCACCACCGGCGGCCUUGGACCAUCGCUCACCGCCAAUUUGCCAACAACCUCCAUGCCCUCGGCCGCUCCGUGACCCUUACAGUGCUCCCGAUAGACCUCUUUUGCAACGAUCCAACCAUGCUUGCAUUUGUGUGCGUGUGCUCAGGAUGCAUUAUGUUGAGCCAACAGUUCCACUCAUGGGCGCACAGCACAAAAAGGAGGCUGCCUCCGUUUGUGGCAGCAUUGCAGGAUGCGGGACUGCUCGUGUCAAGGGUGCACCACGCAGCGCACCACCGGCCACCGUAUAACAACAACUACUGUAUAGUGAGCGGAGUGUGGAAUCAGUUUUUGGACAAGCAGAAGGUGUUUGAGGCAAUGGAGAUGGUGGUGUUCUUCAAGCUUGGGGUAAGACCCCGUUCAUGGGGUGAACCCUGCUUAGAAUGGACUCAAGAAGAAAUCAUUGAUCCCAAUUCUUCAUCCUGAUUUCAGAAACUAUCAUUCAAAAAAAUUCUUCAACAUUAAAUUACAACGAACUGAUUCUUUAAAAAUCUCCUUCGCUUUUUCGUUGUGUGGAUGGAUUCAUUUGUAAAGUGUAUGUUUAAUAUAUAUAAAUAUACACAAAUUUGCAGAAUAUGUAGUUCGAUCG